GGGUUCUCCACUUCAAAGCAGUGGGCACCGAGGAAUUAGGGCUGAUGGACCUAAGUCUCCAUCUUUUGGAUCUGGGAUUGGUUCAAUGAAGAAGGAAAACUGCACAGUGGUGAGUGAGUUUGUUUUCCAGGGUUUCUCAAGCUUCCACGAACACCAGCUUACCCUCUUUGUGGUGUUUCUUAGUUUGUACCUCUUAACCUUGGCUGGGAAUGUCAUCAUUGUGACAAUUAUCAGCAUCGAUCGUCACCUUCACACACCUAUGUACUUCUUUCUCAGUAUGCUUUCCACUUCAGAGACGGUGUACACACUGGUCAUUGUUCCACGGAUGCUCUCCAGCCUCAGAGGUCUGAGCCAGCCCAUCUCCUUGGCUGGCUGUGCCACCCAGAUGUUCUUUUUUAUCACUUUGGCCAUCAACAACUGCUUUCUGCUCACAGCCAUGGGGUAUGACCGCUAUGUAGCCAUCUGCAAUCCCUUGAGGUACACGGUCAUCAUGAACAAGAGGGUAUGUGCCCAGCUGGUAUGGGGAGCCUGCAGCAUUGGGCUGCUUGUGGCUGUCAUUCAGAUUUCAUCUGUGUUCAGGCUGCCUUUUUGUGAUAGAGAGGUGGCCCAUUAUUUCUGUGAUAUCCGCCCAGUUAUGAAACUCUCCUGUGCGGACACCACCCUACAUGACAUACUUAAUUUUAUCAUCAGUUCACUGGUUAUUGUGGUGCCCAUGGGCUUGGUCUUCAUCUCUUACAUUCUCAUCAUUUCUACCAUCCUCAAGAUUGCCUCUGCCGAAGGACGGAAGAAAGCUUUUGCAACGUGUGCCUCCCACCUCACCGUGGUCAUCGUCCACUAUGGCUGUGCCUCCAUCGCCUACCUCAAGCCCAAGUCAGAGAACACCAGGGAUCAGGACCAGCUGAUCUCUGUGACCUACACUGUUUUUACUCCACUCCUCAAUCCGGUGGUGUAUACUUUAAGGAAUAAAGAGGUCAAGGAUGCCCUUCGCCGGGCUAUUGGCAAAAAACCUCCUGCCUAG
Messenger RNA from Ictidomys tridecemlineatus (thirteen-lined ground squirrel), 1018 nucleotides. Its product is annotated as olfactory receptor 10J1. Gene Ontology annotation, molecular function: G protein-coupled receptor activity; olfactory receptor activity. The record is from RefSeq and is a predicted model, not a curated record. Gene Ontology annotation, cellular component: membrane. NCBI's taxonomy places the organism in Eukaryota, Metazoa, Chordata, Mammalia, Rodentia, Sciuridae. Gene Ontology annotation, biological process: G protein-coupled receptor signaling pathway.